Molecule: messenger RNA, 2347 nt
Organism: Nematolebias whitei (Rio pearlfish)
Lineage: Eukaryota; Metazoa; Chordata; Actinopteri; Cyprinodontiformes; Rivulidae
Gene: rufy1
Product: RUN and FYVE domain containing 1
Exons: 17
Coding region: 5-2140 (711 amino acids)
Biological process (GO): regulation of endocytosis; protein transport
Cellular component (GO): cytoplasm
Molecular function (GO): metal ion binding
Source: RefSeq, a predicted model, not a curated record
AAACAUGGCUGAUGGGACGUUAGAGGUAAACACAGCUGUUGAGGAUCUUGCGGCUAAACAACAGGUAGAUGAGGCUGAAGUCUCAGGUCCGGCGACUCACGGCGAGCCGGACGGCCGCAACGACGAGUGGGACUCGGCCGAGAAGUCGAGUCCGGCCGCAGAGAACAGCUGGUCGGCUCCCAUCCUGUCUCUGGCUCGGAAGGCCACGGAGACCAUCAGCAGCGGGAUGAGCUACGCUGCUGCCCCGAGAAAACCCUCACAGGGUUCCGAACAGGAGCCCGAAAACGACCUGAAUAACUCUCCUAAAAAGUUUGCGGUUGUGCCCCCCAAAGACCCCAUGGCAAUAGAAAGGUCCAACCUCCUGAGCAUGCUGAAGUUGAGCAUCAAAGUCUUAAUUCAGUCCUCCCUGAGUCUGGGCAGGACUCUGGACUCGGAGCACCUUCCUCUUCAACAGUUUUUUAUUGUCCUCGAACACUGCCUCAAACACGGCCUUAAAGCCAAGAAAUCCUUCAUCGGUCUGAACAAGUCCAUAUGGGGACCCCUGGAACUGGUUGAGAGGUUGUGCCCAGAGUCUGCCAACAUUGCCACGAGUGCCAGAGACCUUCCAGGCAUUAGAACUGGUUUAGGCAGAGGGAGAGCCUGGCUACAUUUAUCGCUCAUGCAGAAAAAAGUAGCAGAUUAUAUGAAAGCCCUGCUGGACCGCAAAGACCUCCUGAGUGAGUUUUAUGACUCUGGAGCGUUGAUGAUGGAGGAGGAAGGAGUAGUAAUGGGAGGCCUGCUGGUAGGCCUCAACGUAAUUGAUGCUAAUCUGUGUAUUAAAGGGGAGGAUCUUGAUUCUCAGGUGGGAGUCAUCGACUUCUCCCUCUACCUGAAGGACCCGGCGGGCAGCGACACUCCAAAACAUGAUGACAAGAUGACGGCCAUAUUGGAUCAGAAGCACUACAUUGAGGAGUUAAAUCGUCACUUGAGUGGAACGGUCACCGACCUUCAGGCCAAGAUGGACUCAAUAGAGAAAACCAACAGCAAGCUUGUAGAGGAGCUGACCGCAGCAACAGACAGAAUCAACUCUCUACAAGAGGAACACGAACAGCUGAGAAAGGAGAACGAGUCCAUCUUACAGUCGAGCCAGAAAAAGGAAGAGGCAGCCCUUAGGGACAGUCAGGUGGAGUUGGAAACGUACAAACAGACUCGACAAGGUCUGGAUGAGAUGUACAACGUGGUGUGGACGCAGUACAAAGAAGAAAAGCGAAUUCGCCAGGAGCUCGAGCGUGAACUGGAGCUCCAGGUUGGCCUGAAGGUGGAGAUGGAGGUGGCCAUGAAGCUGCUGGAGAAGGACAUCCACGAGAAACAGGACACGCUGGCCGCCUUACGGCUCCAACUGGACCAAGUCAAGACUCUAAAUCUGCAAAUGUUCCACAAAGCUCAGGACUCGGAGCGACAAGCGGAAAAGAAGCAGGCGGAGGCCGAGCAGCUUGAGAAGAGGAUUAAUGAAAUGGAGAAAGUCAUGAUGGAACUAGAGCAGCGGCUACAGAACUCAGAGCAAGAGCGCCGAGAAACGGAUCAGUCAGACAAAGACAUGAAGACGGAGCUAGAGGGGAAAAUCGAUGCUUUGCAGAAACAGCUAACAGACCUGGAUACACUAAGACUGGGUUUGGAGAACGAGCUGCGCUCCGAGAGGGAACAGAGGCAGAAUUUGCAGAAAGUUCUCCACCGAGAACAAGACAACAGCACCGAGCUGCGCACCCAGCUGCAGCAGCUGCAAGGCCUGCAGACGGAGCUGCAGGAGUUGAAGCAGGAGAAAAAACAGCUGCAGCAGAGAUGUGAACAGCAGGAACAGACUCUACAGGAGAUGGGGCUCCACCUCAGCCAGUCUAAACUCAAGAUGGAGGACUUUAAAGAAGUCAACAAAGCUCUGAAGGGCCACGCCUGGCUGAAAGACGACGAAGCCACCCAGUGCAAACAGUGCCAGAAGGAGUUCUCCAUCUCGCGCAGAAAGCACCACUGCAGAAACUGUGGAGACAUCUACUGCAGCAGCUGCUCCGCUAACGAGCUCGCCUUGCCCUCCUACCCCCGGCCGGUGCGAGUGUGCGACGUGUGCCACUCCCUCUUGCUGCAGAGAAGCUCGUCCACCGCUUCCUGACAAACAAGUUCCCGAGCACACAAUAAACCCCAACUACAGAGUUUAGGACUUAAAAGAUUUGAAGCUCCUUGAAAUUCAGGCACACCAACUGUUACUGGUCAGCACUGAUGGAUGCAGCAAAGAUGUGGCUGAACAUUUACAUUUUUGAUACUAAUUUGCUAAAUCAACUUCUUAAAGCCGUUUUCUUAUUUCAGACUCUAGAUGUCA